CUCGCAGGCACAUCGCUCGUGCUCGUGCUCUGCUGCUGCUCCUGCUCCGGUGCUCGUCGCAGUCGGUCGAUCCAUCGACACCGGGCUCGUCGAAUGGCUGUGGCUGUGGCUGGCGCCAUGGCGCUUGCCAGGGGUCCGUCGCUGCUGCGGCUGCAAGCGAAGUCGGAUUUCUUGGGGUCGAAAUUUGGGUCCGAGGCGUUCGUCCUGCGGGGGCCUGGCAAUGCCGGGGCUCGGGAGGGGAAUUUCCCUGGGGGAGUGCGCGUGGUUGCCAUGGCGAAGAAAGGGAGCAAGAAAGCAGGUGGCGGAGGUGGAGGCGGUUCCGCUCAAAAGAGCAGCGGCUCCAGAGGUGGUGGAGCUGGUGUUGCUGAGAAGGGAACUCCGUAUGAGAAUGAAACCCGUCGCAUAAUUCUCAGCUUGCGCAACAUGCGAAAGGUGACGCCUAUGGGGAAGGAGAUUCUGAAAGGAAUAAAUAUCGGAAUGUACUUGGGAGCUAAGAUUGGACUGCUAGGAGCCAAUGGUGCCGGAAAGAGUUCUCUGAUGAAGAUCCUCGCUGGCGUUGAUAAAGCCUUCGAUGGUGAUUUCUAUCUGGAUCCCAACAUGAAAGUGGGAUACCUUCCUCAGGAGCCGGAGCUGAACGAUGGACUCACGGUGAUGAGUAACAUUGAGCCAGCUCUUGCUUCAACUCGGCAGUUGCUUUCUGAUUUUGAGAAGGUGAGUGCAGAUAUGGCCGAUCCAAAAGCGGAUAUGGACAAGUUAAUGAACAAGAUGGAGAAGUUGCAAAAUGCCCUCGAUGCUUGCAAUGGCUGGGAGCUUGAGCGCCAGCUCGAGAAUGCGUUGAACGCACUGAGAUGUCCCCCCUCAGACGCUCUUGUUGAAAACCUUAGUGGAGGAGAGCGCAGGCGUGUUGCUCUUGCACGCCUUCUGCUGCAGACACCAGACGUUCUUUUGCUGGACGAACCUACGAAUCAUUUGGAUGCUGAAUCAGUUGCAUGGUUGGAGCGGUAUCUCGCAGAGUUCAAGGGAACUGUUGUUGCAAUCACUCACGAUCGAUACUUCCUGGACAAUGUGGCUGGAUGGAUUCUGGAGUUGGACAGGGGUCAAGGUAUUCCAUUUGAAGGAAACUACUCAGCAUGGCUAGAAGCCAAGGCCAAAAGGAUGGAAGUAGAAGAAAAGCAGCAAUCUGCUUUGCAAAGGACAAUGAAUCGGGAACUCGAGUGGAUUAGAUCAAAUGCUAAAGGCCAACAGAAGAAGGGGAAGGCAAGAGAGAGAGUCUACGAUGACUUGCUGCGGAAGGCUAGUGAAUAUCAAAAAUCAGAGAGAUUGGAAUCCAUGUUCUUCCCGCAAGGACCUCGAUUGGGAAAUGUUGUUGUGGAAGCUCAAGCCCUUCAAAAGGCUUUCAAUGGACGACUGUUGGUAGAUGGGCUCUCCUUCAAUCUUCCUCCCGGUGGUGUAGUUGGUGUAAUUGGUGGGAAUGGAGCGGGCAAGACAACUCUGUUUCGAAUGAUCAUGGGCCAGGAUACACCAGACAAUGGCUUUCUCAGAGUAGGGGAUACCGUCGUCCCACUAUACGUAGACCAGUCACGGGAUUCCCUGGAUGGAGAAAAAACUGUUUUCGAGGAAAUUACGGACGGAUUUGAGGAAGUUUCACUAGGUGAACGAAAAGUCAACUCGCGAGCUUACUGUACUUGGUUCAACUUUAAAAGCGGUGACCAGCAGAAGAAAGUCAGCAAUUUGUCAGGUGGAGAGCGCAACAGGUUACAUCUAGCUAAGGUAAUGAAGAAAGGUGGAAACCUGCUAUUGCUCGAUGAGCCCACAAAUGACCUGGAUGUGGAUACACUGCGUGCUCUAGAAGACGCUAUCAUCAAUUUCGCAGGUUGUGCAGUGAUCAUCUCUCACGACCGUUGGUUCUUAGAUCGGAUUGCAACUCACAUACUAGCUUUCGAAGGCGACUCGCAGGUGACCUGGUACGAGGGCUCAUAUUCCGAUUAUGAAGCUGAUCGGAAAAAGAGAUUGGGAGACAAAGAACCCACACGACUCAAGUACCACGCAAUCGCUUGAAUGAGUAGAUUACCACGUCCAGAGUUUUGCAUAGUUGUUGUCCACGGUCUGUGUAUUGUACGUGAUAGUCGAAAUCAUUACAAACUACGGGUAUAGUAGAUACCCAUUUGCAAAUUGUAGAAUAUUUGCUUCUCAUCCGUGUAUAAUCGGUGUCCAAGGGGCUCUUACAUAAUGAAAAUUUUCCAAAGAAAUUUGC
This is a messenger RNA of Marchantia polymorpha subsp. ruderalis, 2254 nucleotides long. The record is from the annotation of a GenBank genome assembly. Lineage: Eukaryota; Viridiplantae; Streptophyta; Marchantiopsida; Marchantiales; Marchantiaceae.